Messenger RNA from Ziziphus jujuba (common jujube), 627 nucleotides. RefSeq lists its product as uncharacterized. The record is from RefSeq and is a predicted model, not a curated record. The transcript has a single exon. NCBI's taxonomy places the organism in Eukaryota, Viridiplantae, Streptophyta, Magnoliopsida, Rosales, Rhamnaceae. Bases 67 to 597 code for a protein of 176 amino acids.
UGAGUCAGCUGUAGGAAUAUUAUUCGAGGUGGUUUUAGUUUGGUUGGCUGAAAAAGCAAGAAGGGGAUGAAGAAGAAGAGCAACAGGAAGGAGAAUAAAGAAGAGGAUGGCGUGGAAGAGCUUCUCCAAGCAGCUUCCGACGAGCUGCUUCUCGAUCUCUCCGUCAAUUCCCACAUCUCCCACGUCUACCCUGACUACAUCCCCUCCGAUCUCGACCGUCGAUUCCAAGCCCUCAAAUCCCAACCCUCCAAAUCCAAUUCCACUCCCAAAUCUCAACCCCACGACACCGUUUCGAGGCCGGCGGAUGUUGUUGGAGACGAUCUGUCCACCAGAUUCGAUGCUUUAAAAGGUAAGGCUUCCUCCUUAUCGUUGGAUCAAAGUAGUAGUAGUAGUAGUCGUAAAGGAGCGUACGAAUACGAUGAAGAGGACGAUGAGGAUGAUGAAGUUGAGAAGCUGAUUCGCUGGGCUAAAGACGCUGCUCGUCUCGACCCUUCUCCACCGUCCGACGAUGAUGAUGAUGAUGAUAAUGAUGAUGAUUCAGAUGAUGAUUUUGAUCAUCGUACGGAAAAUAAAAAGAACGCAAAAUUGAGGAAUUAAAUUAUUUAUAUAUUUGAUGUAAUUAUUAUU